UUUAGUUCGUGUCUCAAUUUUAAUGAACGAGCUAAUGGUGGCAAUUCUUACACUGUGUCGAGCAUUUUUGUAUUCGUUUAUCAAUCGUGAGUAGUAGCGUACCCUAGCCGGCAUAUUUAUUGUUCACAAGCUGAUCACAACUCUUCUAGAAGAGUCGGAUUGUAAGUGGAACGUUCUUUUGAGCACGGGAGAAGGGUGACGCCCAGAAUAUCUAGUCUGUGUGCACCAUCUCGGGUGACGCCGGCCGUCUUGAGCGUUGGAGCCUUGAGACCUACAGAGGCCCUCAGGCAGACGCACAAGUAAGGUUGAAAGUUCAAUCGCUCUAGUACCUAGUGCAAUACAGACAGUUCACAGUUUAACAGUUUUUCUUAGUUUGUGUUGUGUUCGAGUCAAGAGUUAAAUAAGAAACUAAAACCGCUCUGAAACAAGCGAAAACAAAAAAAAGAAAGUUUUCAUUGUACCUGUGAAAGUUCAGUUGAGUAUAAAGUUCUAAAAGUAAACAAAAGUUUGAAACGUGGUAUAAAAAUGUUUGACAUGGAUCCGAUCGCGUGCAUAACGCCCUCAAGAGCGAAUACUGCAUGGGCUCUUUUUGAUACAGGCUAAGAUUCGUGGAACCAUGUCUGAUUCCGCAUCGGAGAGUUCAUCAUCGGAGGAUUAUAAUGGUCGCCGAAGUCGAAUUAUCACGCCGGACGGUUCAAUUCCGUCCCAAUUUUCACGACGCUCGUCUCAUUCACGUCCAAAAUCUCCAACCAGUUCCGUAUCAUCCAGAGGAAAGACAGUAUCUCCUCAACUGUCGGGACGGGAUUCUCCUAGAUCGUUGAGAACAGGCAUAGCAUCACCAAAGUCGUCGAGGUCAGGUCCAAUGUCGCCUAAAUCUCCAAAAUCGCCAAGCGAGCCUGACUCGCCAAGAUCAAAUCCAAGCUCAAUCAAAUCGGACCCUACAUCUUCAAAGUCUUAUCGUUCCCAUGGAAACUCAUUAGAUUCGCCACGUUCUGAUCAUUCGGGUCCAAUGACACCAAAAUCAUACGUGUCCGGUCCAGCUUCACCAAGAUCAAGAGACGUAUCACCGAAUUCACCAUCUUACAGAAACGUAGAAUCACGACGGGAACCUUCAAAAAGCCCGCAAUCAAAUCAUAGUUCGCCCAAGCAUCCACGAUCGGGUUACAAUAUCGGAAAACCCUUAAGCUCUGAACGAAAUUCACCCAACAUGUUUAAGUCAGGAUCGACAUUGUAUGAAAAUGAUAGGAAUUUCGACAAGCGCUCUACCUCUCGUUCACCUGUAACUAAGAAAAAUGCCUUCAACGAACUAGGAGGAGAACAAAUCUCGGAUGGGGAUAUUGAGGACGAACCUGAAGUCUCGUCCAAAGUCAAAUCGAUGCCUAUAACGCAUGGUGAAGACUUGUCUGACGUGUCUGAUUUAGAUAGUAUGGACGGCGUUGAUGAACCUGAUCCGGAACCACAAACUAAUUUUGAACCCGGUAGAGACAGAGACCGAGAUAGAGAGUCGCAACGUAGCGCAGAAGAAAAAAAAGAAAAUGAAGGAAAAAGUGCUCCUGCUAGCUUGGCGGAAGAAAGCGAACAACUGGAUUUCGAAGCUGAUGGACAGUGGAAGGACGAACGAGAAGAUGGUGAAACUGAUGUAUUAACGGCGAAAGAGUCUAAGGAAACGAAGAAGGAUUUCCGGACCGAGGCAGCAGAUAAAGAUAAGAGUAAAUGUAAAGAAUUAGGGGAGAUGAAUGAGAAGGAAGAGGGCGAAGAAGAUGGUGAAAAAGUCGAAUCUGAAUUAGAAGAAGGAGAGCUAAGCGAUGGAGAAGAUGCUCGACCUGAGGAAACAGAGCCAAGACCAGUGUGUCGUUUCUAUAACAGAGGUCAGUGCACGUGGGGCGUCAGCUGUAGAUUUUUGCAUCCAGGAGUUACUGACAAGGGUAACUAUACCAUGUUCGACAUGGUACGGCCGAUGGCCUAUCCACCACAUGCAUCCGGUCCACAUGAAUUCAGGCCGCACAUAGAGAGACCUAGUAUAGUUCGACCGUUGCACGUAUAUGGUGCUCCACCACACACACCUAAAGUCGAGGAAGUGCCAACUGAAUCUGCAUGGGAACGUGGACUGAGACACGCAAAAGAGAUGAUGCGCAAAGCCAACAAGCGCAAGGAAUCUGAUAUGGACUUCGAAGAAAAGAAAAUGAACCUGAGCCUAGGCCAAGACGAAUUGGAUCGUGAAGCCGGAUAUUACGUACGUCCUGCAACUCCAGAACCUCCUGUAGAACGAUGGCCAGCUCGAGAGGUACCACGUAGGGCACCGCUUCCUAGAGGAGGGACGCCUGAACGCUUCAUUGAGGAAACCGAAAGCUAUUAUCCGCCCUCAACAGCCCCGCCCGAAUAUUACAGGCGGGUGCACUACAAAGCAGAAAUUCGCCCUGGUGCCGACUACAGAGAACGCCUUGAUUAUCAUCCAGUGCCGAGAGGCGCACCACAUUCUGUCUCUCCUCCACCGCAUUCUCGUGAUCGUGAAAGAGAAAGGGAACGUGAGCGCGACAGAGAACAACGCGAGUACUAUGAAAAAUACGAGAAGAAACAUAAACGACCGUCGAGAGAGGUCAUAGUUGAACGCAUUCCACCAAAUAAGCCCUGGAGGGAAGAGGAACCACCGGUAGCUGAAAGAGGAAGAGGCGACGAAUGGGCGGAUCCCUGGAUGCGUAGAAAGUCUCCUAGUGCAGUACGGCGUAAUCCAACAUCUUCUAGAAGACCACGAAGACAGUCAUAUUCAUCGGGUUCUUCAUAUUCAUCUACCAGUUCUAGCCGUAGUUCGAGCCGAUCUAGCUACAGCUCUUAUGACUCCUUAUCCAGGUCCCGUUCUCCGUCCCCUCCUUCAAGAUCUCGGAUGAGCGCUAAAGGAAAAGCAGCUCCAAACUCGCCGCCAGGUCCAACACCCGCUAUAAUAUCUUCGGGUGUAGCACCUGGGUCGGCGACAGGAGCAGUGACUGUUCCUGCAGCUACUCAACGAGGGGCCAUGCUAAUGAAUCCACCUGCACCUUCUCCUCGUCCACCCAAGGGUUCCAUAUCCCCAACAACCGCCACUCUUCAUCGACGCGCUGGUCUCAAUCCUCCAGCACCAAGUCCGCUUUCUUCUCAUCACCGACAUCAUGAGAAAGGCAGAGAUAAGACGUCAAUUGUAGCAACUGCAGUAACCAAGGGCAUCAAAAAUCGAUCUAGAUCAAGAUCAUCGCGAAGCAGUUCAGGAUCGGAUACUAGCGGAAGCAGCAGCGAUACGACCGAGUCCAGCUAUUCUUCAUCAUCCACUGAAAGUCGCAGAAAGAAAGGAAUGUCACCGUCAGCGAUGCGCAAAGAAUCUAAGAGUAUUGACACUCUUAAAUUGAGUGACACGAAGCAACAAAUAAAACUUUCAUUAAAACCAUCAAAUAACGUGCCUGCAGUGAAGAAAGUCGACCGUAGUGCUGUGAUAGCUGGAAAGAAGAGAGCAGCGAUUGAUUCGCCACCGCAUGGAGCAGAAAGUAAAGCAAGUGUUGCCGCAGCAGCUGCUAAGGCUGCAAAGAAAGCAAGUUCUCGACGUGAAGAAUUACUUAAGCAGCUUAAAGCUGUCGAAGAUGCUAUCGCUCGCAAAAGGUCAAAAGUUUAAACAUGUACGAAAGGGCUCUGUAAAUGUGGUUUUCAUUGGCAUGGUGUCAUUUAUUACUACACCAUUAAAAUGUAACGCUACUGUGUGAAUUGUAUGUUGGACAUUUGAUACGCAACGUUUAACAUCAUAUCGGAUUUAAUUCGUUACGAUAUAUUCCUUUGAUAUAAAUGACAUUCGCUAUGUCCUUUUGUUUCUAUAACUUCAGAAAUAUUUCGAUGUUACAACACUUGUGUGAAAAGUUAAUGCACUUUUGACAAAAAUCAUAUGGUAUUUUGUUUCACGUCGAAUCAUAUUAAGGUUAAAAAAACUAUGGUGGCUUGGUUUUUCGCCUUUCAUUGACAGUGCCAAAUAAACUUGUUCAAUUGGCUCUACCAAUUUGUCAUGACUGUCAUCGUGAUAUAAGUUUAGCUAUAUAAACCUAUUCACCGGACAUUCAGGAUAUAAUUUUGUAAAUGGUUUAAACUUUUGUUAUCACAUCAUUGUUCAGUAAUGAAGAACUUUAUCACGUGUGAAAAAAAUUGAAAAAUGGGGAAAACGAGUAUAUCAUACCUUCGUUCAGUUAUUGCAAACUAAUGUAUCAUUUGCUAUAUAAGCUGAUUAUAAGAAAGUAUGUGAUCGACAGUUAACUCGUUACGAAAUAUACACGCAUGAAUGUUUAUGCCCAUUUCCGUUGCCUCAGAAUAAAAGAUAAAUCCAUUGAUAAGUUUCACGAAUCUACAUUAUAGUUUAGUAGAUAAUUUAAAUGUUAACAAUUGAACACAAUAAAGAAGGCGUAUGCAGUAGCAAAUAUUCAUACGUUCAGCGUCAAAUUUUCAAGAAUAUAUUUUAAAACAUUUA
Molecule: messenger RNA, 4474 nt
Organism: Cephus cinctus (wheat stem sawfly)
Lineage: Eukaryota; Metazoa; Arthropoda; Insecta; Hymenoptera; Cephidae
Product: zinc finger CCCH domain-containing protein 18
Exons: 8
Coding region: 617-3637 (1006 amino acids)
Molecular function (GO): metal ion binding
Source: RefSeq, a predicted model, not a curated record